AUGCGCUUCUCAACCAUCAUCCUCUCCACCCUUACCGCCUUCGCCGCCGCGGCACCCGUCGCCGACACCCUGGAACCCCGCCAGGGCAACGGCAACAACAACAACAACAACAAGAACAACAUCGACCUCGCAAACCUCAACAACCUCCAAGGCUUCCGCAACCUCGACCUAAACUACCUCCUCGCCCUCAACAACCUCAACCUCCAGGGGCUCGGCCAGCUGGGCCAGGUCAACAACCUCAACCUCGCCGCCUUCCAGAACCUGUUCGCCGCCCAAAACUUUGACCUCAACGCCCUGCUGCAGCUGCAGCAGCUGUCCACCGUGCUGGCGAUCCAGCAGCAGGGCGUGUUUGGCAACGUCAACCUGGCGCAGCUGAAUCUAGGUGGCCUCAACUUGGGGCUCAUUGGCGGGGUCGGGCAGGUGAACUUGGGACAGUUUAUUGACCAGGGCUUGGUUGGGCAGAUUAACCAGGUCGUUCAGCAGUCUUCUGGUACGUUUUUGGCUUCGCAUAUGGACUAUUGA
Molecule: messenger RNA, 522 nt
Organism: Colletotrichum paranaense
Lineage: Eukaryota; Fungi; Ascomycota; Sordariomycetes; Glomerellales; Glomerellaceae
Exons: 1
Coding region: 1-522 (173 amino acids)
Source: RefSeq, a predicted model, not a curated record